AUGACCAUCACCGAAUUCCAAGAGAAAGUCUAUACCCACCUCCUCCUGAUUCCCCCAGGCCGUGUAACAACAUACGCCUCUAUCGCCCGCUCCCUCAACUCUAGCCCCCGUGCCGUGGGUGGAGCGCUACGAAACAACCCGUAUGCCCCAGAAGUACCCUGCCAUCGUGUCAUUGCGAGCGACGGAUAUGUGGGUGGAUUCAAGGGUGAUUGGGAAAAGGCUCCUUCUGGAGUCAACCAGACUAUGAAACUGAAGCUGUUGAAGGACGAGGGGGUCCAGUUCACCGACGAGGGCAAAUUGGUCGUCAAGGGAGGCGACGAUGUAUGGUACGAUGGCCCGUGGGAUAUGCAGAGGGGAAGAGAGGCGUUGCAGAUGACCAUUGCGCAAAAGGACCGGACCCAAGUAUGA
Molecule: messenger RNA, 408 nt
Organism: Cladophialophora psammophila CBS 110553
Lineage: Eukaryota; Fungi; Ascomycota; Eurotiomycetes; Chaetothyriales; Herpotrichiellaceae
Product: methylated-DNA-[protein]-cysteine S-methyltransferase
Exons: 2
Coding region: 1-408 (135 amino acids)
Biological process (GO): DNA repair
Molecular function (GO): methylated-DNA-[protein]-cysteine S-methyltransferase activity
Source: RefSeq, a predicted model, not a curated record